Messenger RNA from Xenopus laevis (African clawed frog), 2870 nucleotides. It is a transcript of the gene slc7a3.L, whose product is annotated as solute carrier family 7 member 3 L homeolog. Gene Ontology annotation, cellular component: membrane; plasma membrane. Gene Ontology annotation, biological process: L-arginine transmembrane transport; transmembrane transport; amino acid transmembrane transport. NCBI's taxonomy places the organism in Eukaryota, Metazoa, Chordata, Amphibia, Anura, Pipidae. Gene Ontology annotation, molecular function: transmembrane transporter activity; amino acid transmembrane transporter activity; L-arginine transmembrane transporter activity. The coding region runs from base 316 to 2172 and encodes 618 amino acids. The transcript has 12 exons. The record is from RefSeq and is a predicted model, not a curated record.
GACUGUGGAGGACUGUACCAUUCCCUCAUCACUGCCCCCACCGAGGAUGGGCGGAGCAACAAGUUAUUCAUACCAAGCGCACUGUACAUUUGGAACAUCCCACCCCAUAUACUUGUGCCGUCAAUGUCGACCCUAGUACAGUCUGUAGCCCCGCCCCCUGCAACUUUCAAUACGUCACGGUCAUCCUUUCUAUAAUCUACUGCCGCCUGUUCUCAGUUUAGGCAUUCAAGCGGUAGAACAGAGCGGGAAGGGCAAGGCGGGAAGCCGAGUGGAGACAUCACCGAAAGGAUAAAGGAAAGAAUAACUGCAGAAAAAAUGAGCAGUAACUGUAUAGCAAGCUUUGGAAAGAAGCUUAUCCGCAGGAGAGUUAUCAGCUUUGACGAUAAGGAAACAAGCUUUGCCCGAUGCCUGACCACAUUGGAUCUAACUGCCCUGGGGGUGGGCAGCACUCUUGGAGCUGGGGUAUAUGUCCUGGCAGGGGAAGUAGCGAAAAAGUCAGCAGGACCUUCCAUUGUCCUCUGUUUCCUAGCCGCAGCCCUGUCUUCUGUGUUGGCUGGUCUGUGCUAUGCAGAGUUUGGAGCAAGGGUGCCUAAAACUGGAUCUGCCUACCUCUACAGCUAUGUUACAGUAGGAGAAAUAUGGGCUUUCACCACUGGAUGGAAUCUCAUCCUCUCUUAUGUCUUAGGUACUGCCAGUGUAGCGCGAGCUUGGAGUUCUACGUUUGAUGAUCUAAUUGGCAGCCAUAUUUCCAACUUCUUCAAGGCAAAUGUAUCUUUUAAAAUUGAGAACGUUCUCGCGGAGUAUCCGGAUUUCUUUGCUGUGAUUCUCAUCAUUUUGUUAACAGCCCUCCUAGCUAUAGGCGUUAGUGAGUCUGCUCUGGUCAAUAAGAUAUUCACUGCAAUCAAUCUCCUGGUCUUGGCUUUUGUCAUUGUAUCCGGUUUUGUGAAGGGAGAUCUUACCAACUGGAAUCUGACUAAAGAACACUAUGAAAAUUUGACGGCACAAUUAACAAAUUCAACAGGAAUUGGAUCCUUUGGCUCGGGGGGCUUCACACCAUUUGGUUUUGGAGGAGUUGCAACUGGAGCUGCUGCCUGUUUCUAUGCAUUUGUUGGUUUUGACUGCAUUGCAACUACAGGGGAAGAAGCAAAGAAUCCCCAGAAGUCCAUCCCUAUCAGUAUCAUAAUUUCCCUUCUUAUAUGCUUUGUGGCAUAUUUUGGUGUAUCUGCUGCACUUACCCUGAUGAUGCCAUAUUUUUUGCUGAAUGAUAAAAGUCCUCUUCCUGAUGCCUUUAAAUAUGUUGGCUGGGAGCCAGCCCGCUACAUCGUGGCCAUUGGCUCCCUCUGUGCUCUCUCAACAAGCUUGCUGGGUUCCAUGUUUCCUAUGCCUCGUGUGAUCUAUGCCAUGGCAGAGGAUGGCCUGCUUUUCAAAUCCCUGGCGAAAGUCAACAAGAGGACAAAGACUCCACUGAUUGCCACCAUUGUGUCUGGAGUUAUCUCAGCUAUCAUGGCAUUCCUUUUUGAGCUGAAUGUGUUAGUAGAGCUGAUGUCAAUUGGUACCUUACUGGCAUAUUCUCUUGUGGCAGCAUGUGUGGCAAUUCUUCGGUACCAGCCAGAUCAGCCGUGCAGUGACACCGAGAUGGAAAGACUCAACGGGGAAGAAUGUGAGAAAGAAGCUGCCACUUCAGAACCCGAAAAGAGUUUUCAGUUGAAACACCUUUUAAAUCUAGAUGGUGAUGAUUCCCCCACCAGAACAUCUGGGCGCAUUGUUUAUGGAAGCGUUUCUGUAAUCUCUGUUGUCUUCAUCUUCCUGUGCUUAGUCCUGGCCCUGAAGAUAGAUGCCAUUUUAGAAGGCAAUGCUGUUUGGAUCAGUCUUUGUGCAGUUCUGGCACUGAUGGCAAUUGGAAUAACAAUCGUAAUCUGGAGGCAACCAGAAAACAAGACCCAUCUAAACUUUAAAGUACCUGCCCUCCCAGUGCUGCCUCUCUUCAAUGUAUUUAUUAAUGUGUAUUUCAUGAUGCAGUUAAAUGUAUGGACCUGGGUACGAUUCCUCAUAUGGAUGGCAAUCGGAUUUCUAAUCUACUUUGUGUAUGGUGUUUGGAACAGUGUGGAGGAAAAGAAUUCCAAAGAAAAGACUUCCAACACAGAAUACAAGGGCCAUUCAUGCAGUGCAUAAGUCCGUACGGCCAGCCUGAGACUAGUAUUGCCUGUGAGAUUCAGUGCCACGUACAGGACUUAAAGUUUAUGUAUAGAAGCCAAGGGCCUGUAGUCUCUGCUGCGGGGUUCCUUUUAGUCUGCAACUUGAUUACUGUACAUAUUAUAUCCUAACCAGCUAGUAUUUUUGGUAAUGAAAUUGUGAUCAGUAGCGUUGCAUAGUAUGCAACAUCAUCAGCAGUACAUGUUCAGUGACACAUUCAUAUGCCAAAAUGAAGUAUUUUUUUUUUCUUAAUUUUAAGAAAGAGAGAACUAGUGGAGAUUAAAUAGGGUUUCGAUAUCUAUUUAUAAUGUAUUCACUCUGUAAAUGUAUCAGUAGCUGAGAUAUUGUUACUGUCUGGGUAGUUUCUCAGUGCUUUUUGUAGUUUUAAACAAUGUAUUUAUUGUUUCCCUCCCCUAGAUUAAUGGCUCACAGGUACCACGGGUAUAAAGAUCUUGCUUCUGCGCAGGGUUACAAUAAACUCCUGGCUCUGCUCUGGUCUGUUACCCCCUGUCCUGCCUAAACGCUCCCAUUUUCUUUCUAGUUUUCUUGAAAGACUGAUGUAUUUAUUGUACUGUACAUAUAUUUUUAUGUAGAUUAUUUUUUCUAUUUUACGUAUGCAGCUGUGUAUAUGUGGGGAGACUGCUUUUGAAGAAUAAAUGGAACAUUUUUGUAUUUCA